Camponotus floridanus (Florida carpenter ant) is the source of this 2182-nucleotide messenger RNA. Its product is annotated as odorant receptor 22c-like. Gene Ontology annotation, biological process: detection of chemical stimulus involved in sensory perception of smell; sensory perception of smell. Gene Ontology annotation, cellular component: plasma membrane. The transcript has 10 exons. Bases 349 to 2142 code for a protein of 597 amino acids. The record is from RefSeq and is a predicted model, not a curated record. Gene Ontology annotation, molecular function: odorant binding; olfactory receptor activity. Lineage: Eukaryota; Metazoa; Arthropoda; Insecta; Hymenoptera; Formicidae.
UUGAAUUCGUAGAGAAUUUUACAGUCUUUCUUAGACCUCUCGAUUGACUAUAUUCCGCGAUCAACUCAAGGCUAUCAAGCAUGUUGCGACCGAAAGUUUCGAAUUCUUCUUCUGACCGAUGACUUUACGAGAUUGGACGUGCAUUCGCGUUUAGCUUCAGUGCUAAAUACUCGAUUUACAUCGUAAUAUACGGAGUAGAUAAUCCCGAGGUAGCGCGAGUCUUGUCUCCUUCUGCAUUAUAGUCUUAUUCAUAUAAUGUAAACUGACAAGAGAGAGGAAACUAGAUUAAAAUUUGUGUUAUCGUGUAGUUUAAUUAAUUCCGAUUUGAUAAAUAACGAGAUAGGUUCCAUGAAUAGCAUAUGUCAGUCCACAGAGUUCGGUCUGCGCGCAAUCGGCGUAUGGCCGGACACGUCAUAUGCAAUUUUGCGCCGAAUUUUGUGCAUUUCCUCGAUGGCAGUGUUUCAGACUUUUCAGUAUCAAUACUUGUUCAUGCAUUUCGAGGAAGAGGAUCUUUAUAUCCUGAUGGACGUAUUGAGCGGAACUGUGGCUUACAGCCUUCUGUUAAUUAAGUUGAUAAUUUUCGCAUUCAAUGCUCAUCUGCUGAGUGAAAUCAUAGCGCAUAUAGUCGAAGAUUGGAAGGAACGCGAUGUCUCCGAAGAAUACACAAUGACCAGAAUAGCUUAUAUCUCUCGUCGGUUGUCGAACUUGAUAAUCAUCAUGUACGCGAUGACGGUGUUUCUCUACGCUACCAGUACUGUGCUUAGGUAUAAGAGUACUAAUCAGACCGAUACUCGAGAGCUCAUUCUUAAGAUGGAAUUGCCUUUCGAAAUGAAGAGCACAUCAGUAUAUAUCGCUGUUCUAGUUAUUCAAUUUGUUCAUCAGACGAGCGCGGCCAGUACGGAGGGCGUGAUAAACUCCUUGCUGAUAACACUAGUGCUUCACACCUGUGGACAGAUCAAUAUAGUACAACAAAAGUUGAGCGAAAUCACGCAGACGAAUAUUGAACGAGGUAUCACUGAAAAUAUCAUGAAGACGUUGAUCAUUCGUCAUCAGAAGAUUAUCUCGUUUUUUAAAAAUAUCGAGAGAAUCUUUUCAAACAUCGCACUAGUACAAUUUGUCUCAAACAUUCUGGUUAUCUGUUGUCUAGGAUUUCUCAUUGUGGUUUCAAUCAGUGUCCCGAAUGGAACAACAGUAUUAGUAAAAUCCGUGUUAUUUUACAUUGCGAUCAACUUAGACGCAUUUAUAUUUUGUUUCGUCGGAGAAUAUCUCAGUACAAAGAGCAGAUUGAUCGGUGACGCGGCAUAUAAUUCACUUUGGUACGAUUCAAAUCUUAAUCAGCAUCGGAAUGUUCUUCUAAUGAUUAUGAGAUCGCAGAAGCACUUGCAACUCACGGCUGGAAAGUUUGUGGAUCUUUCUUUGCAGCAAUUUGCCAACGUGCUUCACGUUUGUGGACAGAUCGAUAUAGUGCAACGAAAAUUGCACGAAAUUAUGGGGAAGAAUAUCAAGCAAAAUAUUACUGAAAGUAUCAUGAAGAAACUGAUCAUUCGUCAUCAGAAAAUUAUUUUGUUUUCUAAGAAUAUCGAGGGUCUCUUUUCAAGCAUCGCGUUUAUAGAACUCUUCUCAAAUACUUUGAUUAUCUGUUGUCUAGGAUUUAUCAUCGUGGUUUCAAUUGGUGUUCCAGGUGGAACAACAGUGUUACUGAAAUCCUUGGUAUUUUAUAUUAUGGUCUGCUUAGAUGCAUUCGUAUUUUGUUUUACCGGAGAAUAUCUCAGCAUAAAAAGCAGAAUGAUUGGCAACGCAGCGUAUGAAUCGCUUUGGUACGAAUCGAAUCCGAGUCUGAAUAAGAAUGUCCUUCUAAUGAUUGUAAGAUCACAGAAGCACUUGCAACUCACGGCUGGAAAGUUUGUGGAUCUUUCUUUGCAGCAAUUUACAAACAGCAGAAUGAUUGGCAACGCAGCGUAUGAAUCGCUUUGGUACGAAUCGAAUCCGAAUCUGAAUAGGAAUGUCCUUAUAAUGAUUGUAAGAUCGCAGAAGCACUUACAACUUACAGCUGGAAAAUUUAUGGAUCUUUCUUUGCAGCAAUUUACAAACAUUGUGAAAGCGUCUGCGUCAUAUGUGUCUGUGUUACACGCGAUGUAUUGAAAUAUAUUGUGCAUUACACGCACGGCCUCGCGUGCAGAGA